Molecule: messenger RNA, 1628 nt
Organism: Armigeres subalbatus
Lineage: Eukaryota; Metazoa; Arthropoda; Insecta; Diptera; Culicidae
Exons: 5
Coding region: 123-1514 (463 amino acids)
Molecular function (GO): protein binding
Source: RefSeq, a predicted model, not a curated record
CCUCGGAUGAUUGUAUUUGUGCCGCCGAGGGUUCUAGAGCCAGAUGGCCAUUGCGGAGCAGCCGCAGUAGGCACUGUUUUGUUUACGGAUGAAAUUUUAGUCUUCUGUAGAAGGAAGGUGCGAUGUUGGGAGUGCAAUGUCUACCGGUGGAGGUUCUUUGUAGCAUAUUUGACAAACUGUCGGAAUGGGAGAGAAGACCCCUGCAUUUGGUGUGUCGGAAAUGGUGCGCGAUUCUGGCAGCUAAGCAUUUCGUGGGUAGGCGCUCGCUUAAACUCAAUGCUGACAAUUUAGACCUGUUCGAGAACUGUGAUAAAUUUUCCUGCAUUUGCAUUCGCGAUAACGAAUCUAGUCCGAAAUCUGUGAACCGAAGGUGUUUUCUAACGGCACUGCAAAGAGUUCUGUUUCGCGGUGAAGUAAACGAUCAGCUCGAAGAUCUAACGCUCAAAGAGGCUCAAAGUGAUUUGUUGCAGGAAUUGUUUGGGGGCAAUGGUGAAGUGUGUCGAUUACCGAAUUUAAGAAGUCUGACCAUCCGAUGCUUCGAGUACUGUGAUGUGUCUCUGAUAAGAGCUUGGAACAUUUCGAAGCACUUGACCAAGUUGCACAUUACCGUGAGUAAAGCUGAGGAGCUUCGCUUGAUACAAAGUGUCGCUGAGCAGCUCGAAGAGCUGUUUGUGGAAUCAAACAAGUUACAGCUGAUGCUUGAAUGUUGCAAUGUCUCUGAGUUUGAGAAACUACGAACCCUUAAAUUGAAGUCGGAUUCGUUUUUUCCUGAACGCUUCUCGUGUACCAGCGACAUAGGAGAAAACUUUGGUAGAACUUUGAGCCGGUUGAGGAAUCUAGUGAUAGGAUUUAGACAUAAUGAUUUUUCGCUCGGGUAUGCGCCAAUGCUACGGCAUUGUCGGAAACUGCAAACCCUUUCUAUUCUCGGGGCAGAUUUGUGUAUUGAGGCGUGUAAUUCCAUUUCAAAUUUACAUUGUUUGAGGAAAUUGGAGUUGUUGCUGCGUAUCGAAAAGGGAGCUGGAUUACGGCCAUGGAAUCAUCAGAAUCUGGAAGUUCUUCAUACCUACGUUGAGAAUUUGGCUCCAUUAGGAAACAACUUACCAGCACUAACUUCUAUUCGGAUCUCUAACCAUACCAUCAGGGAGGGCCGAUUUAGUGUUCGACCUGUGGAAAGAGCCUAUUUGCAGCGAUAUUUCAGCCACUUUGAAUCCAUCACAAAGCUAUUUCUGUACGACGUUUAUCUUGAAGAGGACCUUCUAUACCAGUUUCCAAAUUUGUUGGCAAUGAAAGAAAUAAUACUUCGCUGCGUUAGAACGAGCUCUCUGGUUCUGGACAUCAUUCACCAGCGUGCGCCGCGGGUCUGCAAGGUCUACUUCUGGGACUGCUGUUUCCUGGUAAGCCCCCGAGCAAAAAUUCCAUCUUUCGAAGCCCUGGGCCGUCUACUGCCGAGGGUUUGUAUUUCACAUUCCAGCAGCAAGAUCAUCGCCGUAGAUUAUGGGCAGAUUUUGUCCUGAUGACUGCAUUCUCCACUGCCGGUGAAUCUCUUUUUGUCUUUCGUCUGGUUUGGCAAUAAAUUUAUCUGAUAUUUUAGCCGAUAAUCGAUCUUAAUGCGAACUUCGGGACAAAAA